AUGAACCAGACCAAACCAAUGUCGUCCCCUGACCACAAAGCUGCGUCACCGGAGUCUUCCAACGAAGAGCAGCAAGGCACAGUCAGACCCGUAACACGAACGAAUGCAUCAUCUUUUGCCGCCCCGACCAGGGCGUCCGAGGCGAAGAAGAACGAGAAGAUUGAACUUGCUCAGUAUGGGAAGAGGUCGGUGUCGACGAAGGAACCGUCUUCGAGGCCGGGCAGUGCGAUGCGGCAGUAUUCGUCUCCUGGGUUUGGUAGUAGACCACAGAGUCGUCAGCGGGUGGGGGGUGGUACGCCCACGCAGGAUAGGGAUGAUGGUGAGGUAGAUGAUGUUGAUGACGAUGUUGACAUUGAUGAGGAGAACGCAGAUGACGACGAGGCACACAUCAAUGAUGACGACUCUAGUCAGUUUGAUAGCGAUGUGGAACACGAGAGAUGCGCAGAGGAAGAAGAAGAAGAAGAAGAAGAAGAAGAAGAAGAAGAAGAAGAAGAAGAAGAAGAAGAAGAAGAAGAAGAAGAAGAAGAAGAAGAAGAAGAAGAAGAAGAAGAAGAAGAAGAAGAAGAAGAAGAAGAAGAAGAAGAAGAAGAAGAAGAAGCACCGCCUAUCCUAGAAGGGGAAGGGCUGGAAGGAAAGCCGCUAGAGAAGGAGGAUCUAGGAGAAAAUAAGCCAGAAGAGGAAGAGCUCGAGAAGCAAGCACUAGAGCAAGUAUCAGAGCCCGAAGAAGAGCUGACCGUACGGGAACAGGAGCAAUCGUAUGACUUGGAAGAUCUCUUAGCCCAGGAAGAGCCACAGGAGCACCAUGUUGAGAACUCCAGUCCUGAUGUUCAGCCAUCACAAGAGCGGGAACCAGCUUUGACGCAAGAUGAUAUGGCUGCAGUGUCACAAGAAGAUCAUUUCGAGAAUGUGGAAAGCGAGGCCGCCGCACCUCAAGACCAGAUUAAAAGCGUAUCGCCCCAUGGUAAGGAGGAAAAACCCGUCGUUCCGCCCGAGAUCGUUGCAGAGAUACAAGAGCUCCAAAUCAAACGCCAGAAAGUGGAAGAAGAGCGCGAUGAGGCGAUGAGACAGCGUGAAACCGUACUACAAGAGUUGCAAACCGUUAAAGAAGAAGCGACGAACCUGAAGCAAGAGUACGAGAAGCUAUCUGUCCAACUUCGCGAGAGCGAAGCCAAGAUUGCAGCGCGCAACGCACGUGAGCCUGGAUUACCUCCUCUUGAAGAGGUGGAAGCGGAGAACAAAAAGCUCCGAGCAUCAGUCGAGCGGACACGGUUGGAACUCCAGGCGAAGAAAACAGAGGCAGAAGAUGCGACUGCUGCCUGCAAGUCAUUUGAUGACUCACUGAGGGAAGUGGAUGAAAAGCUAAAGAACAACCAGGAGUCUAUCCGCACACUCUGCGAAGUUGUCAACCAAGUGGCCGAAAACUUGCCACGGAUCUCGAAAUGCGAGGCCAAAGAGCUCGAUGCAGUUUUCUUGAGUCUUUCGCAAGAUGAUGAGACUGGAAAAUUGCGAGGUGAAUUCCUAAAACUGAUCAAAAACUUCAAUGGGAACUCUAAAGAGUUGAGGGAGCAGAUCGAAGAUUUGAAUCGUGAGCUAGCGGAGAAAGAAUACGAGAUUAAUAGUUUGGGAAAGACCAUCGAAAUCGAGAGGAAGGGGUUGUUGAGCCCCGGUCUACCAAGUCCGCAUCCCAUGCAAACGGGAAAGAAUGAAUGGGAACAGUACUACGAACGAGAAAAAAAGAAGCGCCGUGAUGCAGAGUUGGAGCUCGCCAAAGCGAAGAAACAGCUGUUACAACUCCAGCCCGAGAAUGAAAGACUACAGUCAGACCUUACCAAAGCGGAAGAAGAGCUCGCAGAGCUUCGGCCAAAAAACGACCGGUUGGAAAUGGAGGCCAAGACCUGGAAGGAAGAACUAGAAGAAAACAAGGCUCAAUUCGAACAAUGCAGCCUCGCAUUCGAAGCGAAUAUGUCCGAGCAACAGCUGGAGCACUUCCGAUACAUCCGAGACUACUACCAAAAGGUCAAAGACCAUGCCCACUGGGAAGUCCAGGGCCUCCAACAGAAGCUCUCAGUAGCAGACCAAGUAAAGGAGGCACUCAAACGAGACUAUAAGCGCGAACAGGUCGUCAACACGCGCUUAGAGGACGCGGUGAUUAGACUGAGGAAGAGCGUUAAAGCCCGGGAUAUCCAUAUCGGAAAGACAGAACAGGCAUUCAUGCGCGAAGCACCGUUUCCUAUCCGUUCACCUAGUACCUCCGGUAGCCGCACACCUGAUAGCGAUACCUCAUCGUCCACUUCACCUUCUUCGAUCUCAGAUUGGACUCAUCCGCUCGAACGUAUAAAGAGGCCUCCGCUCAUCCCCCGCUGCCACCUCCCCGCCGCGAUCCAAGCGCGCGAAGCCAGACUAGAUACCUAUAAACGAGAACUUGAGGAAGCGCGAGAGGUGGAAAUCUUCAAGGCCAGUGUCAAACCACGCGGAUCGACAGCCAGGGGUGGAACUAUCGCGACCGAUAUCAUGGACCAAGUGCGGAAAUCCGGCAUGGGGUCUUUGUAUCCGGUUGAAAAGACGGGGUGGGCGGAUUCGAGCUGGAAAAGUGCGUGGGUGCGGUGGGAUGGGGAUUACUGGGCGAGGGAGUUUGCGAAGGGGAAUCAAGUAGACUUUUUGAAGAAGGUGGGGGUUUGGCGGGAGGAUUGGAAUUAG
Messenger RNA from Alternaria triticimaculans, 2697 nucleotides. RefSeq lists its product as uncharacterized. The record is from RefSeq and is a predicted model, not a curated record. Bases 1 to 2697 code for a protein of 898 amino acids. NCBI's taxonomy places the organism in Eukaryota, Fungi, Ascomycota, Dothideomycetes, Pleosporales, Pleosporaceae. The transcript has a single exon.